Molecule: messenger RNA, 2506 nt
Organism: Bradysia coprophila
Lineage: Eukaryota; Metazoa; Arthropoda; Insecta; Diptera; Sciaridae
Product: frequenin-2
Molecular function (GO): calcium ion binding; calcium sensitive guanylate cyclase activator activity
Source: RefSeq, a predicted model, not a curated record
AGUUCGCGUGAAUUGAACACGAUAAUAAUAAUUUAUACGGACAAUUUUGUUAUCCGUUUUUUCUUUAUAGUUUUUCGAGGUGUUGUGAUUUAUUAAUUAUUCUAGAAAAACGGAAUGAAUUCAAGAUUUUUAUAUUAAUAUCUUUGUUCAGGAAAAAAAAACCUGCUUACACGCAACCAAAUGUCAGCAUAAGGUCAAGUGACAAUAAUAAAACUGAAGCCAAGCAAUAUUUUGGAGACACAUUGACUUUUCAUAAACCUUAGAUGUUGUUGUGCAUCUUGAGUUCAAUAUAAAAAACCUUGCCUCAUCAUCUUCAUUACUACAGUUGCCAAUGGAAAAACACCAAAUAUUAAACUUGAGUACUAAUUUCCCGCUAUAAACGUGUUUUCGUAACAUAUAAAGGAUUAUACUUGCUGAUUAAUAAUAGAAAACGGUUUAUGUAAUCGUGGUGCUAUCAAGUGUAAUAAGUGUUGAAUGUAAAGUUGUUUUUUGAAACAUUAUCGAAAUAUUUCAGUUUUUGCUAGUGCUACAAGAAACAUUCACCAAUCGUAAAAGUGUUGAAAAUAAUUGAUAAGAAUACGAAACAUGGGCAAGAAAAAUUCAAAACUAAAGCAGGAUACAAUCGAUCGUUUAACAACCGACACAUACUUUACCGAAAAGGAAAUUAGACAAUGGCACAAAGGAUUUUUGAAAGACUGUCCCAAUGGAUUAUUAACAGAACAGGGAUUCAUCAAAAUAUACAAACAGUUUUUCCCUCAGGGUGAUCCUAGCAAAUUUGCUUCACUCGUUUUUAGAGUAUUUGACGAAAACAAUGAUGGAUCGAUAGAAUUCGAAGAGUUCAUCAGAGCACUUUCCGUUACAUCAAGAGGGAAUUUGGAUGAAAAGCUUCAUUGGGCGUUCCGACUAUACGAUGUGGAUAAUGAUGGUUUUAUCACACGUGACGAAAUGUACAAUAUCGUAGAUGCUAUUUAUCAAAUGGUGGGUCAACAGCCACAAGCAGAGGACGAAAAUACACCCCAAAAACGUGUUGACAAAAUCUUUGAUCAAAUGGACAAAAAUCAUGACGACAGGUUAACGUUAGAGGAGUUUCGAGAAGGAAGUAAAGCCGACCCACGAAUUGUUCAAGCGCUAAGUUUAGGUGGGGAUUAAUCGAAGAAUGAGAGCAACUUUUUAUAAUCGUUAAAAUAUUUGUUACUAAAAUAUUAAAAAAAAAAUAACACGAAAAAUUACUUAAUAUUGAGAAACUUGUACAAAUCUUAAAUUCGUAAAUUUUCAGUUAAAUUAACCCUUAGUAACUGGCGAUAUUUCAUAAUUACUUUAUUUAAUUUACAAUUAUAUUAAAUGUUUUAUUUAUAAAACGUUUUAUUUGACAUCUGAUUCGACCGUAAACAACAGACUUCAAAUAACACAGUUAAAAAUAAAUAAAUCUUUGUGAAAUAGUAUUUUUUGUUAUAAGUGAUGAAAAGUGGUAUUUUCCAGGACUAGACGUGAGCUUGUCCUAGCGAGGCGAAGCCGAGUACGACAAGCCUACGUCGCGUCCUGAAAAAUACCACUUUUCAUCACGAAUAACAAACUACGUUAUUUGUGUCGUAAGGAUCAUAAUGAGACGGAACACACAGACAAAUUGUCUGAGACAAUAACAAGGAAAUCACUCUACAACAGUUUUAAUUUUACUUGGCACACUCGAUUGCGGCAAAAAAAUGAAGUUUCAUUGUUUACCAACAAAGUUAGGAUCAUAAUUCGAUGUUUUUCGUCACUGCACCUACGAUCUAAAAGUUUGAUCAAAGUAGUUACUACUUAUACAGCGACAUAUAUGCGUCCGAAAAAGUAACUUUCGGUCGGUAAACAAAGCCAACAAUGGAAUUUCUUAUAAAUUCUUUCGGACGCAAUCGAGAGUGCCAAGAAAUAGUGAAAUUGUUGUAGAGUGAUUUCCUUGUUAUUGUUUGUGUGUUCCGUCUCAUUUUAUGAACCUUACGACACAAACGUCGUUUGUAAUUCGUGAUGAAAGUGGAAUUUUUCAGGACAUGUGUUAAAAUGUAUGGAGGAUUUCGCUUUUAUGUAGUUUAUUCAAUUCAUUUGAUGUUUACAUAAUCGAAAUAAAUUUUUAAUCAUUGGCACUGUUAUUACACACAAAAUAACACGGGAUGUAGUAACUUACUAGGCAACAAUUUAAUUAGAGCUGAUAAAAAUUAAAUUUGUUCAUACAUUUUGACAGUAAAUUAAUGAUCUUUGCUUGUUACGUUUUCUUUUGUUGUUACGUAAGUCACUUUUUGGUCGGAAGUUGUCGUCCACUUCUACCUCCAACUGUUGAUAACUAAUCUUGAAAAAUGCCAAUUUUCAUCACUUAUAACAAAAAAUACUAUUUUGCGCGUGUAGGCUGAAAUUCGAUGGAUUUCCACAAGCAAACUACGAUCGAACAGUUCAACUUUUCUGCACUUCUCAGAGAGAGGUAUUUGCGACCAAGAAAGUACUUUCUCGGCUGAAAAUGUAUUUUCAUAUAUAUAUU